This is a messenger RNA of Microplitis demolitor, 1250 nucleotides long. RefSeq names its product forkhead box protein D3-like. The transcript has 3 exons. Gene Ontology annotation, molecular function: DNA-binding transcription factor activity, RNA polymerase II-specific; RNA polymerase II cis-regulatory region sequence-specific DNA binding. The record is from RefSeq and is a predicted model, not a curated record. Bases 1 to 1089 code for a protein of 362 amino acids. Gene Ontology annotation, biological process: regulation of transcription by RNA polymerase II; anatomical structure morphogenesis; cell differentiation. NCBI's taxonomy places the organism in Eukaryota, Metazoa, Arthropoda, Insecta, Hymenoptera, Braconidae.
AUGGUUCUGUCGGGCGCUUCCUGUGAUGGAGGUAUAGAUAGUGAUCGAAAUUCAAACAGUAGCAGUAUGAUCGUAGAUCCAGUAAGUCUAGAUCAGAAAAAUUUAUCACCUCGCUUGAAUAAAAAAUUUGAUGUUUCGUCUCAUUUUGUUGAGAUAGCGACAACAACUGUUAAAUCCCGCAGUCGAAAUAUUAAGAAAACAUACACGAUGAUAUCAGAAACAGAAAAAACCGAACAGUCGUCAUCGUAUACAACGGAAAAAAUGACUUCGACUCAAAUAAAACCACCAUAUUCAUAUAUUGCUCUCAUAACAAUGGCAAUUCUACAAUCUCCCCAAAAAAAACUAACGUUAAGUGGAAUUUGUGAGUUCAUAAUGGCCAGGUUUCCAUAUUAUCAUGACAAAUUUCCCGCUUGGCAGAAUUCUAUACGGCAUAACUUAUCUUUAAAUGAUUGUUUUAUAAAGAUACCACGAGAGCCCGGCAACCCGGGUAAAGGAAACUAUUGGACACUAGAUCCAUUAGCUGAAGACAUGUUUGAUAACGGCAGUUUUUUACGACGCAGAAAACGAUAUAAAAGACCGCCACCACAUUAUGUACUUCGGGAUCGUGCAAUAAUGGCGACAUUUGCAAUUUGUGGAGAUCGCACUGGAUGCCCAGUAGGUAACCAUUCUGGAGGAUUUGCUUAUCCUGGUGUUUCUCCUACUGCUUAUUUAACUCCGCCACAUCGGCUUCCAAUCCUUGACUUUCCACCAUCAACGCUCGAAGCUCUCAAACUAAGUGGGUUUAUAGAAACUCCACCACCUCUGUACAAACCUGUUCCAAUCGUUGCACCUCAUCAACAUAUUCGUCAGAUCGUCAAUAACACAACGUCGACUCUUCCAAUGGAAAUGACAACGAUGAAGAGUAUCCCCGGACGACUUGCUAUAUCUGUAACUUCUAGUGCUGUUGAUAAGAAGGCUAGUUUCAGCAUAGAAGCUCUUAUCGGCAAAACAACUGAGUCAGAUCAAAGUAUAAAUGAUCUUCUCGACCUUAGUCCUUCUGAACAUCGAGAGAUAGGAAGUCAAGCAUCUGCUUUUUCACCACUUAUUUAAUCAUCUUUGAUAUUAGAAUGAAAGAUGAUUAGAAGACCAUCAAUUAGUGUGAGUGUUUAUUGAAUAUAACUUCGUCAAUCUAAUGAAAUUAUAGAGUUUAUAUUCUAACGACAAUAUAACAUUAAAAUGAACUAGGUGCAUUUUUUACAUCAUUAAUAAUA